AAACGGAUGGGCUUACUGAAAAAGAAUUAUGAAUGAUUUGGACCUAUCUUUAGGUUCAGCGAAGAAUACAUAAAAUAAAAUUAAGCCCAAUAAUUUCAUCAAGAUAGAAAGAGAAAAAAAAAACACUAAUACCAAAGUAUCGGUGGUUAAUGGUAAUGCAAGGAGGUUCGAUUCAUUUCUCUUGUACACUGAAUUUAAACUCCUUUUAGUAUGAAAUUUUUUAAUUUCAAAGAUUAAUUUCCGGCAUGUGAGAGAUUAUGUGUUUAAUGCCCAGAACUUCUAUAGUUAUAAAAAUAAGCUAAUCAUAUAGAUGUAUCAAAAUCACUUGGUGAUUCCAACUAAUAACCCCAUUAUAAAAUUUUGCAAUAAUACAGUCGAGAAAAAAUAAUUAGUGUUGACUUCCAAAAAAAAUUAAGGUUGACUCGAACAAUUAUUUUUUAGAUUUUUAGUCAAGAACAAUUUUAAAAGAAAGUAGUGGAUGUCAUGUACUAUAUUAGAGUACAUCAGUCAUGUUACUGCGCUCACUAUAUAUGCCACGUCACUAGACUUAUAACCGUUGAUCACCACAUUAACAACUAAUAAAAACAAUACAUGAUUAAUUGGGGCUUUUUGUUAUUUUAUCUAUAAAUCCAGAUAUUUGUAUAUAAUGUACAUGUUGAUGGUCUAGAAGUAUGCGUCCAUAGCUCACAAGUUCAACACAGAGCGCACUUUGUCAAUAUUUAGUUUUAGUUUAAUAAAUCCGAUAUAUCUGUCUUCAACUUUUUUUUGUUGCGAUUUUACUAACUUUUUAUGGCGACAUUUCAUUUUCAUUAGUUUACCAUAUUACAAGUUAUUUUGUGAAUUUUAUCUACAUAUAGCAGCUUUAUGACAAAUUCUAAUUUGGAACAUAAACUCUAAUUUUAGUUUUUUUUUUCUACAACAUAAAACUCUAAUAUUUACAAAGCUUUUCAAUUGGGCCAACUCAAUUUCACAAAUUAAGAGUCGAUUUCUUUUCUUCAACCAUUGCAGGGAAAAUACGUUUUAUAGCGUAGACAGACCGACACAAUUUGUUUACCAUAAUAAUCUUAUAAAUCUUUUUUUUGGUUAAACAAUCUUAUGAAUCUAUGAUCAAUGUUUAAUUGGACAAGUUCUCGGCAAAACGGGCGCAUUUUAAAACAUAAAAAUACUGAAAUAGUGGGACCUAUAUUUCUGCUAAUCUUUCCCGCCAUGCAUAUAUAUGUUCGGGGACACUGGAAGGAAUUACCGCAAAGUGAAUGAUUUCUUGUUUAUUUUUAUUUAAUGAAAAUUAUAAAUUUAUAGUAAAAAUGUGGAAUUCUUUAGAGUAUUUGCAUGUAUGUGUAUACACAUUUCUAUAAUUAUGGAAAACUUAAAGCAAGUUAAUAGAGACUUACUCAUUGAAUUGGGAGUUUCGAGAGGAUAAAAAAAAUAGAGAGAGUUUUGUGGGGGAAAAUUGUUAGAAAGAAUUAAAAAAUAGAAAAAAAGGAUUCGCAGAAAGAGAGAAGUAAACAAAGAAAAAGGAGAGGAAGGAGAGAGAACCCACCACCCUUUGGCCCUGGAGAGACCAAAGAUGGUCGAAGAGAAAAAACUCUGAGAUCAUCAUCAUCAACAUCCUGCAAAAACAAGGGCAAGUUCAACAAGAAAUCAGAAAAUAUAACUCAAUAUUCAUUAAAAUUCUCUUUAUAAAGUCAUUUUCGCUUCCUGGGAUAUAUUUUAGUUGUUGAUUCCUUUUUUUUUGGUAAACGAUUCCCGAGUUUUUUGUUAAGAAGAAGUUUUUUCUGUAAGGUAAAUUUGUUUUCUUCUGAUUGCAUGUUUGAUUUUUUUAUACAUUGUAUCCAAAAGUUCUUCAUUUAUGAGGGAGAAUGAUUUUUUUUUCUUUCUUUUUGGAAUUUUUUGUGGGUUCAUAUUUUCUUCACGUUGCUUCUUCAAGGGGUUGUUCGUAUUCCUUUUUUAAUUGUUUCAAUACUUUUUGUUCAAAUUUUUGAUAUUUCUUUUGUGUUUGUUUCAUGUCGGCUUUUAGGUAUUAAAAGAUUAACAAGAAGAAGAGAAUUUCACGAGUUGUUGACUCUUGAAAAUUCAUUUUUUGAUGAUUAGGGUGUUGUGCAAUAAAUUUUGCAAACAAUGAGAGACCCUUAUUAUUAUUCAAUCAUCAACCUCGUCCUUCUCUUCUUGCUGAGGAUUCUGUAAAGUUUGCAAUUUUUUUAUUUUAUUUCUGUAUUUGUUUAUUAGAAAAAAAAUCUGGAGAUUUUGUAUAGCACUACCUGAAAUGGGUUGUCGAUGGAAUCCUACUGGAUUUCAAUACUCUUGCCUUAUGUUCUUGGUCAUUACCCUUCAAUCUCGUUCCUCAUUAUCCCUCAACUCCGAAGGAUUUCUGUUGUUGAAAUUCCGGGAAAGAGUUGAUUCUGAUCCUCAUGGAACUCUUGCGAAUUGGAAUAUUUCUGAUGAUCAUCUGUGUUCUUGGUUUGGUGUAACGUGUGUCGACAAUAAAAUCCAGAUGCUGAAUCUUAGUGGAUGUUCUUUGGGAGGAACUUUAGCACCUGAGCUAAGCCAAUUGAGUGAACUAACAUCUCUCAUACUGAACAAGAACAAUCUCUUUGGUGAUAUUCCAAAUGAAUUUGUCACGUUCCCGAGAUUGAAGUUGUUGGAUUUACGAGAUAAUAAGUUAAACGGAGCAGUUCCACCUGAGCUAAACAAGAUGUUGUCACCAGAGAACUUGUUGCUUUCUGGUAACAAGUUUGCUGGUUAUAUGAAGAUAAAGUUCCUUAGACUUCAAUCGCUAUAUAAAGUCAACUUGAACAAGCAUCGAGAGCUGUCUUCUGCUUCCAAUGCUGUCUUCGACUGUGUAAAUAGAAAACUUGGAUACUGUGUUUCAAGGAGAAGACUGUUAAGACUAAACAAAGCAAAAGCAUUUGUAUUGCGGAUUAAAGCAACUACAAGACAGUACAUGCUGCUAAGUGAGCCUCAUGGAAAGAAUAAAGUCGUGACUUACAUCCCAAGUUCCAUAGAGAAUGGAUCUAGUAUCUUCAGAAGGCGUGAGUUACUAGAGGGAACAAGUAACUUAGCAGCUAUGCCUGCGCCUGAUGCUCCUAGUCCUUCUCCUCAGAUCAUAACCAACGUGUUUCCUCGAAGCAGCGGGUCUUUUCCUGCGUUGGCUACUGCAAAGAAGAGAAUACCUCCAUUGAUCCCUCCUUCUCUUCCUCCAACAGAUGAGAACAACAACAACAACAACAUAAGCUCUGAUCCCCCGAGGCAAUUUGAAGAAGAAGAAACAAAAGGGUCUAAGGAUGUUUGGUUAUAUGUUCUUAUCGGGGUUGCUGCUUUUGUAGCGGUGUUGAUAGUAAUAGCUGUUAUAUUCUUCUUCCGGAAAAGAGCAGUAAAGACUAUAGGUCCAUGGAAGACUGGUUUAAGUGGACAGUUGCAGAAAGCUUUUGUAACUGGUGUACCAAAGCUAAACCGGUCUGAAUUAGAAACAGCUUGUGAAGAUUUCAGUAACAUCAUUGAAACAUAUGAUGGUUACACUGUCUAUAAAGGAACUUUAUCAAGUGGUGUUGAGAUUGGGGUUGCGUCAACCGCGAUUUUGGAAAGGAGAGACUGGUCAAGAGCCAUGGAAAUGACUUACCGCAGAAAGAUUGAUACAAUGUCCAGAGUCAACCAUAAGAACUUUAUAAAUCUAAUUGGUUACUGUGAAGAAGAUGAACCAUUUAAUAGAAUGAUGGUUUUCGAAUAUGCCCCAAAUGGAACUCUUUUCGAACAUUUGCAUGAUAAGGAGAUGGAGCAUCUUGAUUGGAGCGCGAGGAUGAGGAUAAUUAUGGGAACUGCUUAUUGUCUGCAACAUAUGCACGAGCUUAAUCCGCCAAUGUCACUCUCUAAACUUGCUUCAUCAGCAAUCUACUUAACCGAUGAUUAUGCAGCAAAGGUCGGAGAGGUUCCUUUCGGCUCACAAACUGGACUUAAAUCGAGAAAACCGACAAGUGGUGAUUUAGACAAAUCUUUAUUGCCGUUACCAGCUGAACCAGAGACUAAUGUCUAUAACUUUGGAGUAUUAAUGCUUGAGAUAAUCUCUGGAAAACCCCCAGAUUCAGAUGAGGAAGGAUCAAUUACAAAAUGGGCAUCAAAGUAUCUGGAGAGUGAUAAGUUGAAAGAUAUGAUAGAUCCUACAUUAACAACGUUUAAAGAAGAGGACCUAGAAGUUAUAUGUGACGUGGCACGGCACUGUCUGAGAACUGACCAGAGUCAACGACCAACAAUGAAAGACGUGAUUGAGCAACUGAAAGAAGUAAUCAACAUUUCCCCAGAACAAGCUACACCGAGACUCUCUCCUCUUUGGUGGGCAGAGCUUGAGAUCUUAUCCUCUGAAGCUACUUAACCGGAAGAACCAUUCUCUCUCCUCCUCCUUCUCCUCUCUCUCUCUCUUCGAGUUGUCACAAGUGUCAAGAGGUCCAGGUUCACACGCUCUUUCUCUGUCUCUUUCCCUCUGCUUACAGUAAACAUCGUCGUAUGUAAAAGUUGUUUUCUUUUCUUUUUAAAUUCUUCAUAUUAAAAUUUGUUUCUUGGUUGGUUUUGAUAGUGUAUUUGGAUCCAGAUAAUACAACGAUGCAUGUGUCUGUAUAAUUGUAUUCUACCAUUCAUACCUAUUACAUAUACGUAUUUUAUGGUGAAAUGUUGUUGUAA
Molecule: messenger RNA, 4668 nt
Organism: Brassica rapa (field mustard)
Lineage: Eukaryota; Viridiplantae; Streptophyta; Magnoliopsida; Brassicales; Brassicaceae
Product: protein MALE DISCOVERER 1
Biological process (GO): protein phosphorylation
Molecular function (GO): protein binding; protein kinase activity; ATP binding
Source: RefSeq, a predicted model, not a curated record